This is a messenger RNA of Aphanomyces invadans, 1414 nucleotides long. RefSeq lists its product as hypothetical. The transcript has 5 exons. The record is from RefSeq and is a predicted model, not a curated record. NCBI's taxonomy places the organism in Eukaryota, Oomycota, Saprolegniomycetes, Saprolegniales, Verrucalvaceae. The coding region runs from base 155 to 1270 and encodes 371 amino acids.
ACCGAUUAUGGCAGCAUCUCAGCACACACGGUACUGUAGCACAACGCGGCCGGCGGGCCAGUCGAUCGAUGGUCGCCGUGUGCCGCCUGCUGCGACGCGCGUAUUGAGGUGGAACGCAUAGACGGUUUCACUGGAACGAGCCGGGCGGCCCUGGAUGGGACAAGCGGUCACAACGUGCUUUGACCAUGGGAUGCCACCGCGACCUGCCGCAAGGAUAUCGCCGGGAGUCAUGCCCGCCCUUGUCCACAUGACGCUUGAGCAAAUUGAAACCACAUGCGGCGACGGCGACGUCCUCUUGUGUCGCGAACUCGUAUACAAUCCUCACAUCAUGACGACGAUGAACCCUGUCGUGGUCCACGGCAUCGCGACCGCCGCGGUCUCGGGCAACUUUUCCACCAAACACCGCGAUCUCCCUGCCUGGACAUCUUGUGGUCUACUCCUUCGGCUCCAGGCAAGCUUGCAUGUCCUGGAAGCCACCGGCGCCGACAUCCGCGUCACGCCACUCAAGCACAAGAUCCACUCGAUGAAGACGGCCACUCUGAAUCGAUUUGCCAUCCGCCGGCUACAACCCUCGACUGGCGAUGUCCUUGGCGCACUUCGCCGCCAUCUUGAAACUAUCGCAGCGAAGACUCCGUGUACCUGGCAGGACGCAGCUACAUCCGACGACCCCGAAUUCCGUCGCAUUGUAACCCGGGUGUUGGAUCUUGUUCGAACCAGCGUGGCUUCACUCACUGCCGCUGAGCUCGACAUGGUCCGCUAUGCAUUCAACAAGGUCGACGUGGAAUGUCUUGGGUGGCUCUUUCUCGAAGACUUCCCGAAGGCUGCUGCAGAGAUCGACGGCAUGGAGCUGUUCAAGCGCCACCCGACGUGGCAGGAAGCUAUUGCGACUGCUUUGCGCACAGUAGACGCGACGAAAUUCACCGCCGAUACGCUCGUUGCUGCUGCCCAGUCCAUUUCUCGACGGCACAUCUCGUCCGAAUACGAUGUCACGCUCUACUGCAGCACGGCCCUUGUCGUGACUCUGUUUGAAGCAGUUCAACUGCUCGACCGAGUGGACUGUGGCUCGGUGGAAAUGCCUGCGCUUGUGCCGUUGGUCUUUGCAGAGACAACUUUUACGGCAUUCCAGGGACUGGCCGUCCGCCCCGACAAGGCGACCCUCGGCCACGAAAUCCACAUUCUGCCGCCCGUAACAGCACAUCCCGACGAUGAAACAGACAUGAACCUCAUCACGAUCCUUCAGCGAUCGUGGCGGUCGUGGCAGGCAUCUUAAUGCUCCAUGGUCUCGAUGACGAAGUGUGCACUUUUGUUCAAUGAAUGAUUCGAGGCGUAAAGUUCAGCGUGUCUCGUGGAGCUCCCGUCAAAACGAUGCCGCCGCACGAUGGGGAACACAAGGUCGAACGUCGCUCCAGCAUUG